Molecule: messenger RNA, 1826 nt
Organism: Drosophila mauritiana
Lineage: Eukaryota; Metazoa; Arthropoda; Insecta; Diptera; Drosophilidae
Gene: stops
Exons: 9
Coding region: 19-1785 (588 amino acids)
Biological process (GO): intracellular signal transduction
Source: RefSeq, a predicted model, not a curated record
GCUGCGUGCGGUGAAUAAAUGGUUCGGAAAAAUGCCAGCAAAUUUCAAAGUGCAAUAGACUGUUUAGCAAAAGCCAAUCGAAUUGAAUUGAAUCGAAUCAGUUUCAAUGGAGUCCUCGAGUUCCAUUCGGUUUUUGAAGAGCUCAUAGAAAUAUACUUGUCGGCCGGUAAUCAAACACCUGUUUGCCAAUUGCUUUGCUGGGAGUUGUAUGGAAAUAAAGAGGCCUCAAAAUUGCUACAGGCUUUCCAGCGGCUGGUAAGUCAAUUAAAAAGCCAAUUUGUGUGGGUUCGCUGCUGGUUGCCAUUACCACGGCAUUUCUACGGCUUCCGCCGGGAAACUGAGUCACGGGCACGGCUGCGUCUGCGGCUGCGGGAACGACUGCGGCGGAAUCCCGCCGAACGGGCCAGUCACCAGCGGAACCGGCGGACCCAGCGCCGCCAUCUGGUCAUGGACUACAUCUUCGAGUGCUUCUUCGACGACACCUUCGAGCAGAUCUCGCGCAACGGCCUGCAGGACCGGCAGUCGCGGCGAGAUGUCCUCGACCACCUGAGCUCCAUCAUCAAGGGCUGCAGCGGCGGCCAGAACUCGCAGACGGACGAGGUGGCCGCCAUCGCGGUGACGGCGGCCAUGAGGUACCACCGAAUGGCCAAGGAGCAGAACGGUCAGGUCUGCCUCAUGGGCAAGUAUCACAACAUCCUGUACAUCGGACUGCGCACCUGCUGGGAUUGGGGAGUCCGGGACUCGGAGGUGGUCGUCAAGCUGCUGGUGGCCAUUUACGAGUGCGAGAAGACGUAUGAGCGCAUUUUCCUGGGCGCCCUGUUUGGACCACAUGCUCCGCACUUCAUCGCCGGCUGGCGCAGUGACUUCCAGGAUCAGCACGAGAAUGUCCGGGCGAUGGUUUACUUUCUGAAGCACGCCACACGCGAGCAGCUCACUUUGCCCGUCUGGAUUCCGCGCUUCGAGCAGGAGCGACAGCUCAGAUUCAUUGAUGUCCCCAUUGAGUCCUGCGGCAAGUCCUCGCCCCUUCGCAUUGCCCUGCAGGCGAACGCUCCCGAACUGCUGCUCAUACUGCUGAGAUACGGCGCCGCACCGCAGCCGCCGGACGGAGGCGCCUCCGUAAUUAUAGCGCUGCUCGACAAACUCAUCGAGGAUGGCCGCAAUUACAGCUUCGAACUGGUCAUGUGCCUCAAGAUUCUGCUGCGCAAUGUGGUGAUGAUUGAGAUGCCCUUCAAGCCCCUUUUAUACGCCGCCCGCAGGGAAAUGUUCUUCGAUCGCUACGGCCGCCUUUUGAUGGACAAGAUUAUUGGCAAAGAGCAGGUCUACGGAGUGCCCAGUCUUCGUCAUUUAUGCCGCUGCUGUAUCCGCGACGUCCUGCGGAUGCACAAUCAACUGCCCAACGGCAUCGACACGUUAAGGCUGCCAAAGCGCCUGCAACGCUACAUCGAUCUCACCGAGGAGCUCGAAGGACCUGAGGCACAGGACACGGAGGACAAGGAUCAGCAGAGGGAAAAAUCCUCGCCCAAAUGCAAGCUGGGAAGCGAGGCGGGCCGGCUGGAUACAAUCAGCAGUGCAGGGGAGAGCGAGGACGAGAGUGAGAACCAAGCGCAGCUCCUGCAGGCUGUCACGGAUCCGGAAAAGGCCGCAUUGGCGGCUUUCAUGGCCACCGGCGAUGGAGCGUAUACGGAGGAGGCCAAAAAGGCUGCGGUAGAGGCCUACGUGGCGGCCUGUCCACCCGAUUUCGAUCCCGACUUUCCGCCAAUUUCCCUGCCCGGGGAGCCCAGAUAGCAAAAAACAUCCAGUACAAGCACCAGCACUCACCGAUAGGU